Molecule: messenger RNA, 723 nt
Organism: Penicillium canariense
Lineage: Eukaryota; Fungi; Ascomycota; Eurotiomycetes; Eurotiales; Aspergillaceae
Product: PX domain-containing protein YPT35
Exons: 5
Coding region: 1-723 (240 amino acids)
Cellular component (GO): endosome
Molecular function (GO): phosphatidylinositol-3-phosphate binding
Source: RefSeq, a predicted model, not a curated record
AUGGAGCCUGUGACUGAGGAGGCCGCUCCGGCACCUCGGCCGCAGCCGCAGCUCUCCUCCCCGCCCCCCACCGUGCAUCCCAACCCCGCAGUGCAACUAGAAGGCCAGCCCACCACUGUCGGCAACGAGAAUAGACCUGAUCACGGUGACGGUGACGGCAAUGGCAAUGGCAAUGCCACGGUGCUGUCGCCACUGCCAGAGAGCACGGCUUCGAGUGUCAAGUCCCGCCCUGUGUCGGGCGUCGUCCCGCCAUACUGGCAACGACAUGAGCGGGCUGCGUCCCGCGCUUCGCAGAGCUCGCUGGCGCAGUCGAGGAUUAUAAGACUGGAGGAUCAUACGGCGGAUCCGGACUCGGAGACGAGUCGAGGGUUGUGGGCAAGGAGUGUUGCUAUUGAUGAUCAUGUUGUUGUGCAGGGGAUGACCGGGGUGGGAUCGUAUGUGGUGUGGAAUUGUACGAUCCAGACUCUUGAUGGAGGUCCGAUUACGGUGCGAAUGAGAUACUCUGAAUUCGAUGACCUGCGACAGAGACUGGAGUCUUCUUUCCCUCAUGCGAGAAGUGCCUUGCCGGCACUUCCCCCGAAGAGUGUACUCUUUAAAUUUCGUCCUAAGUUCCUGGAGUCUCGGCGCGUUGGUCUGGAAUAUUUUCUCAACUGUAUCCUUUUAAAUCCCGAAUUCUCCAGCUCGCCCAUCGUGAAGGACUUUCUUUUUGGCCGAAUGUCCUGA